Messenger RNA from Penicillium expansum, 1206 nucleotides. Its product is annotated as MBL fold metallo-hydrolase. The record is from RefSeq and is a predicted model, not a curated record. The transcript has a single exon. NCBI's taxonomy places the organism in Eukaryota, Fungi, Ascomycota, Eurotiomycetes, Eurotiales, Aspergillaceae. Bases 1 to 1206 code for a protein of 401 amino acids.
AUGUUGUCUCUUCCCCAAUCGGAUCAUAUUGUGCGAGUCAAAUUGCUUGAUACAACAACCUACCUGACCGGAAUAGCCAAGGUCUUUGUCGACCCCGUCGUCGCCGGCCACGAGACUUUCAACUUUAAUGAUUUAGCAUUUCUCAUUGAAAAUGAAAGAACCGACAAGAGAGUCAUGUUUGACCUCGGCACGCGCAAGGAUUAUUGGAAUCUCGCCCCAGCAGUGCAGCGGGUAUUUGGCCUGGAUAGUGUCAUGACGGGAGUCAAAGUCGACAAAGACGUUGCUCAAAUACUCGUUGAGGGAGGAAUCAGUCUUGAUACAAUUGGUAUUUUAUUCUUUCAAUGGCAUUGUAAACAAAAUAUAUCACGCGUGGAAGCUAAUGUGAGUAUCCGAGUUGCAGAUUCGUGUAUUUGGUCCCACUACCAUUAUGAUCACUGCGGUGAUAUGUCCCCAUUUCCUCCGUCGACUUCCAUAACCGUUGGAGCCGGAUUCACGAAAGCAGGUCUCCUCCCCGGCUACCCUGAGAACCCCAAUUCUCCCGUUCUGGCUUCGGAUUUCGAAAGCAGAGAACUCAUUGAAAUUAACUUUGAGAGCGGUCUGGAAAUUGGAGACUUCAAAGCUCACGACUAUUUUGGAGACGGUUCGCUCUAUCUGCUCGACUCCCCUGGCCAUUGUGCAGGCCACAUCUCUGCAUUAGCUCGCACCACCCCAUCUUCAGCAAAAGGAGGCACCUCGUUCGUAUUCUUGGGCGGAGACAUCUGCCAUUUUGCAGGUGAUUUCAGGCCCUCGUCUGAAAGACCAUUGCCGGAUCUGGUUCCCGAAUUUGCUCUUGCAAGGCGCCAUGCUCCUGUUCCGUGUCCCUGCUCCAUCAUCAGAAACCAUCCAAAUGCGGAUGAUGAACUAGCAGGACGUACGACGCCUUGGUAUAAGAUGGCUGGUGAUUUUCCAACUGCUUAUCAUGACAUCCACGAGGCGCGUGAAUCUGUAUCUAAGAUGCAGGCUUUGGACCAGAAUGACGAUAUAUUGGUCUGUUUGGCCCAUGAUGCUGUUCUGCUUGAUUUCAUGCCGAUAUUUAAUGAGGAUCCCAAGAAAGAUAUCAAUGGAUGGAGAGAAAGUGGCCUGAAGGAAAAGUGUCACUGGGGUUGGUUGAGCGAGGUUCCUAUAAAUGGAGAGCCGGCACAGACUCCUCUGGUCAAGGGCUUCUAG